This is a messenger RNA of Archocentrus centrarchus (flier cichlid), 2527 nucleotides long. RefSeq names its product SRY-box transcription factor 8a (gene sox8a). NCBI's taxonomy places the organism in Eukaryota, Metazoa, Chordata, Actinopteri, Cichliformes, Cichlidae. The transcript has 3 exons. Gene Ontology annotation, molecular function: DNA-binding transcription factor activity, RNA polymerase II-specific; RNA polymerase II cis-regulatory region sequence-specific DNA binding. Gene Ontology annotation, biological process: neural crest cell development; negative regulation of transcription by RNA polymerase II; morphogenesis of an epithelium. Gene Ontology annotation, cellular component: nucleus. The record is from RefSeq and is a predicted model, not a curated record. The coding region runs from base 173 to 1609 and encodes 478 amino acids.
GUUCGCCUGGUCUUAGAGAAGGAUGUGAGGUGGAAUGGAAAGUUCAAUACAAGAAAUCUGGGAUAUUGCUCGUUUACGUGGGGAUACAGUCUUUCUACAGAGUUGCGCGCCUUUACGCGACUGGAGAGCUCUUUGGGAUUUGGGGCGUCAGUAGAACUUUGUAACACCAAACAUGACCGAGGAGAACAAGUCAGUGGCGCAGCAGCCAUGCAGUCCAGCGGAAAGCGACGGCUCUGCGUCCCAGCAUGGAUCGGAUUCAGACUCUCCGGCCUCUCCAGCAAGGCCCAAAGCGCAGGAGGUUUCGCGCCCGCCCGGGAUUGUGCGCAAACUGGAGAGUUGCCCGGAAGACGAGCGAUUCCCUGCCUGCAUUCGCGACGCGGUGUCGCAGGUGUUAAAAGGUUACGACUGGUCGCUGGUGCCUAUGCCCAGUCAGGGAGAGAGGGGGCUGAAGAGUAAACCUCAUGUGAAACGGCCCAUGAACGCGUUCAUGGUUUGGGCGCAGGCAGCGCGGAGGAAGCUGGCGGACCAGUACCCACAUCUGCACAACGCAGAGCUCAGCAAGACGCUGGGUAAACUGUGGCGACUUCUCUCUGAAACAGAGAAGCGUCCCUUCGUGGAGGAGGCCGAGAGGCUGAGGCUGCAGCACAAAAAAGACUACCCGGACUAUAAAUACCAGCCUCGAAGACGCAAGAGCUCCAAACCGGACCAGGGGGACUGCAGACCUGCACUGGUCCAACAGCAGCAGCAGGGCUUGUAUAAAAUUGACCCGGGUGUGGCCAGGCUGGCUGCCACAGAGGAAGUGGACCACCAUUACCAUCCAGACAGGACAGGUCAGUCUCAUGGACCUCCAACUCCUCCCACUACCCCUAAAACAGACCUGCACACGGGGACCAAACAUGAGAGCCGUCGGUCCGUGGACACGAUGAGCUCUAGCUCUGCUCCUCCUCCCAACCGUCAGAACAUUGACUUCAGUAACGUGGACAUCUCAGAGCUCAGCACUGAUGUCAUCGGCACCAUCGAUGGCUUCGAUGUUCAUGAGCUCGACCAGUACCUGCCUCCAACCAGCCAGGGCGCCACUAUUCUAACUCCACCAGAUACCGGCAACCCCUCUGGUUCUUUCAUCCCACCCAGCACCGACUGUCACACUUCUAACAUCCCCAACUGGCCGUCCAAAACAUCUGGUGGGACUUCCGCCGGAAUGCCACCAUUGUCUUCCAAUUGUGAGACCCAGGGGCUGCACGAGGACCGCGGCCAAAAACCUCAGAUUAAAACUGAGCAGAUGAGCCCAGGUCACUACAACUCCUCCAGUCCUCCACCAUCAUCACACCAACCUGAGUACACAUCCCUGGGUUCAGGCGCCUGCCCUUCCUCCUCCUCCUCCACCUCCUCCUCGUCUGCCAACCAGUCAGACUACACUGACCUUCAAAGCUCCAGCUUCUACACCGCUUUCUCUGGCUACCCUGCUAGUCUGUAUCAGUACCCAUACUUUAAUUCCUCCCGCAGGUCUUAUGCUACCCCACUUAUCAACAGCUUAGCCUUGGCACCACCUACACAUAGUCCUCCUUCUGGCUGGGAGCAGCCUAUCUAUACUACCCUCACCAGGCCUUGAAAAAGAUAAGAAACAUGGUCAUAUAGACAGAUAAUAAUAGACUGACAAUGUUUGAGGAUUUCUGAAGAAUACUGCUGAUUGUUGCUGGCCAUAACUCACAUAGUAUGUCAAUAUGUUGCUGCAUUUGUUGAUUUUUCAGACAAAAAACUAAAUAUUCAGUGUUUUUCUCGACUUGGAGCAUAAACACCUGCAGAAUGACAUUUAAACCCACUUUGGACACUGAAAUGUUCCAUUGAAAUGCCACACUAAUGAAAUUUCAGUAUGAAAGUCACACCUAUUUCAGACACGGUGUUUUAUAACACUUUUCCACACUAAAACUGGCAACGUUAAAUAGUUUCCUAAUUUUCAUACAUUUUCAAGUCGUGGCCUUUUUUAUUUUUUCCCCUUUGCUAAUGACAGCAUUAUGUGAAAGUGACACGUUUCCAGAAGGAUUUUUAUUCUUUAGCCAGUAAGAAUGUGAUUUACAUCAAUAAUGACCAAGAGAUUGUAUCUUUUCUUAAUGAGAAACCUUAAAGGCCCACGCCUACUCAGCUGUUUGUUACAGUAUGUGUUACCUAUCAUGGCUAUGUAUGAUUGUUUGACAAUCAGAGGAUGUUUUUGCUCAGUGUGGAGCUCACCUAAAAGGAAGCUGUACCUGUGAAUUUUGGCGUCACAGCUGGUUUUGAAGCCAGUCCUGGUCCUAUCAGUUAUUCUCUGCAGAUCGGUUCCCCGCUGCUGCUUCAUUUCCCCUCUGACAGCUGCUCCUGCUGGGUUUCCUGUAAGGAGAUUACUUAAUUUCACAGUCCAAGCUGCGGCUGUCCUGUCCAUCAGCCGCAAGGUUUGAUGGGCAGGACAGCUGCGUGAGGUUUUCCAGAGGCACCACACAAAACACGCAAAUUAGUAACAUAAAAGAAGAGUGGCUUGGCCCGGUGGUUUAUA